Molecule: messenger RNA, 1399 nt
Organism: Camelina sativa (false flax)
Lineage: Eukaryota; Viridiplantae; Streptophyta; Magnoliopsida; Brassicales; Brassicaceae
Source: RefSeq, a predicted model, not a curated record
GCCGAGUUCAACCUUACCAUGACUUGUUUUCUCGUUACGAUCACCAGCUCCAAUACUCUCUAUUUCCCGUGGUUCAUACUUGCUUCAUCGAGGUGGAUUGAUGUGAUCUGCAACAUUGUGCAUUGGCACAUCACUAGAGCCUAGAUUAAGAUAAAUGAGGUAAGAGUACAACUGCAUCUUAACGCAAAAAGGUCAAAAACCGAUGUAUCCAAUGAUCUAACCGUUCUCUGGUGCCGCGUCUUUGCCUUGACCACCUCUCAUAGACAAGACAUUUGUUGUUGAUGAGUUGACAAAGGAGAAAGAUUCUGUAGAUGGGACGUGGAACACAUGAACCAUGAGUAAUGAGUGCUUUGGUCGUACAAAAACAUCAAUGGGGAAAACAGACACAAAAACAUCAAUGGCAAUGAAUUUGCCUGUGAAGUACUUUGUGGUCGAUGCAUUCACUGAGUUAGCCUUCAAGGGGAACCAAGCCGCAGUGUGUUUUCUUGAAGAGGAGCAUGAGAAAGACGAUGCAUGGCUUCAGUCUCUGGCUGCUGAGUUUGACCUUCCCUUGACUUGUUUUCUUACUUCGAUCAUCGGCUCCAGUCCACCACGCUUUCUUCUCCGGUGGUUCACUUCUGUAGCUGAGAUGGAUAUAUGUGGUCAUGCAACAUUAGCAUCUGCUCACAGUAUCUUCUCAAACAGUUUGGCUAGUUCUUCUAAUACGGUCGAGUUUUCGACCCACGCGGGGAUUCUAACUGCUAAAAGGCUCUCUGAUUGUGAUGCAAGAAGAUCUUUCUUGAUCGAAGUGAACUUCCCUGUGAUCACAACUUUUGAGUACAGCUCCAGUGAUGUCUCCAUCUUCUCUAAAGUCUUGGACGGAGCUACCAUCGUCGAUGUUCGAGACACUAAAACAGAUAAACUCACAUUUAAACCCUUGAAAGGAGCUUCCAAAACAACUUCAACAGAUCAAAUCAUGGUUGUGCUUUCAUCUUGGGAAUCUGUCAUUGAGUUGAAGCCAAGAGUGGAUGAUUUAAUGAAAUGCCCUGGCAAAGUGAUGAUUGUUACCGCUGCUGCUCCCCAAGGAUCUCCGUUUGAUUUCUGCAGUCGACUCUUUGCUCCAAAAUUAGGACUCAAUGAGGACUCUGUAUGUGGAAGUGCACACUGUUCAUUAGCACAUUACUGGAGCAUCAAGAUGAACAAGUGUGAUUUCGUAGCUUAUGCGGCUUCAAGAAGAAGUGGAACACCGGGAAAGGAGAAGCAGAGAGUCUCGCUCACCGGGAAAGCUGUGACUGUCAUGAAAGGCUCUAUCUUAGUUUAACCUUUGGCUGUUUGAUUUCUCGAACUCCCUAAGUGUUGUAAUAAAGUGAUGAUGAGAGUCAAUAAUAAAACGAACUGAGUGCUGUAAGUUUGGCAAUAA